Leptinotarsa decemlineata (Colorado potato beetle) is the source of this 5779-nucleotide messenger RNA. Its product is annotated as protein SCAI. The record is from RefSeq and is a predicted model, not a curated record. NCBI's taxonomy places the organism in Eukaryota, Metazoa, Arthropoda, Insecta, Coleoptera, Chrysomelidae. Gene Ontology annotation, biological process: DNA-templated transcription. Gene Ontology annotation, molecular function: transcription corepressor activity.
UGCGAAGGGAUGAUUUGAGCCAACGCCGUCGCGGUGCUGGCGUCGGCAUGAUGUCUGCUGUUCGAUUUUUCGACAUCGGCCGUCAUACUCACCGUCACCAUCUAAUAUCUCAAUAUUAGAAAACAUGAGAAGCUAAAAUAACAAAAAAAUGGUCGGCAUGGCGAAUAUGGAGGAUCAUGAAAGGAAAAUCGUGAUGGAGUUCGUUCAUUUAUUAGAAAAAUCCAAACAACUAUUCAAUGGUUUGAGGGACCUGCCGCAAUACGGCCAUAAACAGUGGCAAGCUUAUUUCGGAAGGACUUUUGAUAUCUAUACUAAGUUAUGGAAAUUUCAACAGCAGCACCGUCAAAUUUUAGAUUCGAAGUAUGGUUUGAAGAGGUGGCAAAUUGGAGAAAUAGCAUCUAAAAUUGGACAACUUUAUUAUCAUUAUUAUUUGAGGACUAGCGAAACAAAUUAUUUAAAUGAAGCAUAUUCAUUUUACGCUGCAAUCAGAGGUCGAGCAUACUAUUCUAGAGCAGCAAAAGAAGAUAGAUCUGAAUUGAUGGUGAAAAAAUUGCGCUACUACGCCCGAUUUAUAGUAGUUUGCCUGCUUCUCCGGCGAAUGAAACUAGUGAGAGAAUUAAUUGCGGAACUAGAUAGACAUAUCGCCGAUUAUACUAGUACCUACGAACCUGAUGACCAGAUUGAAUGGAGUCUAGUACUGGACGAAAUAAAAGGUUUCAUACAGUCCGAUUCUUUGGUGCAGGUGCUGCACGCAGAUACAAAUCCUAUAGUUUUAUCUCACAGAUUGAGUCCACUCACUACGCCACCCGUGGAAAAGUCCCAGUACAUGAACUUAACUUUACAAGAAAUACUGAUAGUAGGCAGCGCAUCAGAACAGGUGAAAUUCUCCGAGUUGACGAUGGACAUGUUUCGAAUGAUCCAGACCCUUGAACGGGAGCCCCAGGAAGAUUUCAACCAUAUAUACGAUGCUUCUCCUGCACCUGGUCGAGUUCCAUAUGCAGUUCCUGGACAAAAAGGGUAUUUCGAAAACGGAGAAAGGCCCUUACGAAGGGAAAAUCCUCACAAAUAUCUAUUAUUCAAGCCAACACUUAGUCAAGUACUAGUAUUUUUGGCUAGCGGCUUUAAGGAACUUCCGACUAAUGGUGCUUUGUUAUUAUAUUUGUCUGCGGAUGGAUGCUUUUCGACUACGAAACACCCAGAAGACAUGGGCUACGACCUUGGUGGUGUUUUGACCAGUAGUAAAAGAGAUGGUGAACACAAGAAACAAAAAGAAGCUCACUGCCUAUAUCCUGGUGAUUUAUAUCCAUUCACAAGGAGACCGUUAUUCGUAAUAGUGGAUUCGGAUAAUAGUUUUGUUUUCCAACAUAUUCCUAGGUAUUUUGGCCAGCCUUUGGUCACUCUUAUGUCACCUCAAGAUACACCACCUGCUUUUCAAGAUCAACAACAUAACGGCUCCCUUUUUACAUUAUUUCUCCAUUCGCCAUUAACUGCGUUUUGUUACUGCUGCAACUUAACAAGUAUUCCAAUUCACCACUGGGAAAGGUGUCAAAGUUUCGUGGACCGAUUCGUGACGGAAGCCUCUCGCCUUUUCACAAGAUCAAGAGUGGGUGAGUAUAAUGAAGAAGCAUCGUACUUGCAAUUCUUCGGCGACGACUUCCUACGUUUACUCCUGCUCCGCUACGUGUUCUGUGAUGUGGUGUUACACCUACAUAGGGCCUUUAAAGGCCGCCAAUACCGUCCCCGAUGCCAGCCUCCCCUUCCCGAAGCGGAGCUACUUGAGCACCCGUCUCUGCAGCACCUCGUAUUGGACCUCGCGCUGCACCUAGAAGUUAGAACCCACUUCAUGGAGAGCCACGAAAUCGAAUGAUCCAGGUCUUCCUCCUCAUGGCCAUGUGUGGGGUUUAGUGAUAUUUGGAGGUCUUCUUCACGGCACACCCAUGAGGUUGAAGUCGCGGCCAGAGGAAGAUCCUUGAGGCAGACCGUAAUGCUGAUCGCCUUCGCUCUAGUGUUUCUGCUUACACAUACGCGUUUCUUGUGGAUAGCCAUCGAACUUCUGCAGUUUUUUUGGACUCUUUACUCAUUUAAUGACAGAUUAAGUCGCAAAUACUACCCAGUAUUAGUCAAUAUGUUGAUCAGUAUUAGGGUUUCGACAUGCCUUAGUCUGUGCAAGAUAGCAUCGUCCAGAUGUAAAUCGUCACUUCACUGGACUUCUUUAAGGAACUCGAAUAAUCUAUGUAAGGUGAUAUUAACAUAGCUCGAAAUGAGCUUGGCGUCUUUCAAAAUUCCGUUCACUUGUCGAAUUAUCGUUACUAAUGUCGACUUUCGGACAUUACUACAGAAUAAGUACGUUUUUAACAUUGCCAUCUACCUGUUAUCGUCAUCCUGAGUCCCAUGUAUCAUAAAUACUCUCCUCGUUCUGAAUCUAUGACCAACAGUGAUCAAUAAGCCUUCACGUACCGAAUACGAUGAUACGUCUUAACUUAACAUUAAUAUUGAUCGCAUGAAGUUAGAAGUAGAAUAGUAUAUUCAAUAACAAUUAAAAAUUCACUCGUCACACAAUUAAUUGUAACAAUUGAUAUUUAAUGGCACUUAUUCGCUCAUUAUACAAAGGACUCUUCAGAUUUUCAAUAUUCGGCCAGAUGAAAUUUUAUUCAGUUUACGAAAAUAGGAAAAAAUCAAUCCUUCAGAAAAAAGAAAGGUAAUUUAAACGUUGCUUGCGAGCAUUUGUGAGCCUAAGAGUUUUCUCAAGUACCUAGUCAUCUAAAAAUACCUCCAAAAGGAAUGGUACAGUGAAGUAAAAUUUGACUAGGCGCCAAAGUAACUCCAUUUAGUCCCAUUAAUGAAAAAUAUUUCCUCUUCAUGUUGAAAAUAGUCAAUCUUGAAAUAUGGAUCGUGAAACCUAUAUUCAGGGCAACGAAAACUAUCAGAGAGAGUAUAAAGUCAUCUGAAAGACUUCAGAGAGUCUUUAGCAAACAAAGAAAAAGGUGUGAGCACUUAAUGAACACAAGAGAAAGUGUCGCCUCACUAAAGACAAUCACAUUAUCUUGUUCUGAAAAUCACAAACUCUUGACGAAACUCAGAAUUACUAUGCGAUAGAAAUUCAUGAAUAUAGAGGCAUUUUUAUUCAAAAGAAAGAGGGGAAUUAACACAAACGAAAUCUGGCUACCUUAUCUGAAUUGUACACAAAUUUGGUCAUUAAAUCCAACCAAUAAGAACGAAGUCACACGCAGUACCGAUGCAAUAAAACUGUAGACGCAUCUCAAUCAGUAUUGUUCCUGAUGUUACUUCAGUAAUAAAACGUUACUUUUUGUCGUUCAAAAUUAGGUACCAAGUUAUGUUCAUACCGGUUUUUGUUACCUUUUAAAAAGCUUUCAGUUGACAGUUUAUGCAUCAAAGAACUGACAGUUGACUCAAAACUAACGGUGUCACCUCAGCAUUUGUAUCGUACCCUAGUUAAUGUAUCGAAACCGACGGUUGAAGAGCAUUUGUUAGUUUUGAUACGUCGACUAUCAUUUUUGGAGAUUGUUGCCAACCUCUCGUGGUGACGCUUGUGUGCUAUUCAUUCGGAAUUUCUGUCAAAUCUGUUACAAAAUUUGGUUCGAUAAGGAACAACACUGAUUCCAAUUAUAUAGUAUCUACUCUGAGGCAACGAGAGCAUUUCAUUCAUUACUUCAUCGCUUUCGAUAAUGUAUUCGUCGUAGACGAAACGUCAGUCAUAAAAACUCUACAGAACGUGACCAGCAAAUCAGUACCUAUAUCCUCAAUAUUUUUGCAUUCUCUAGUUAAUAUAUACAGGGCUUUUUUUUUAUCAGAGAAUUUAUUAUUUUAUAUAUGAAGGCUUAACGAAUAUUUUGUUUUAACCAUUCUAAUUUCAUAACAUUGGUGAAGAAAAAAUAUACAUUAAUUUUGAAGAGUUCUUUGUCAAACGCACGUACAGAUUCUGAUAGUCUUAUCAACUGGAAAGAAAUAUUGUUCCCAUAUAUCCCAUAUAAUUUUUCUUCCAUCAUUGAAACAUAAUUUCACACUACUGAGCUAAAAAACUUUUGAUUACUGAAUACCUAAUGAAGGUUAUACUUUCCAAAUGUUUGGCGUUACCCAUGUUACAAUUUUCAGAUGAAAUUUUGUUCAAAUACUGUACAUAUUUUAUCAAAGUUAAGUAAUUGAUAAUUAAUUGUAGACUAAUCGACGCCUCUGCGAGGAAAUUCAAUCCAAAUAAUGUGAGGAAACACGUUCCAACAGAUUAACGUACAUUUGGUCAUUUCAGUGUUCUUGAAGACAUUUUUGAAAUAAAAUCUUAAUUCAAUGCAUCUUGGCUAAUCAACUAUUUGUUUACUCGGGAAUGGUUUAAUACUAAAAAACAUUGAAAAAAUUAGUAGUACAAAAUAAUCUAUACACUUUUUAAUGAAUUCAUUUUAAAAUUAUCUUCACUUAGUUCCUUUUACUCUGAGAUAGCAGUUUUCAUUCCAAAUAAUGAAAUCACCCAAACUAUUUGAAAAAGAAAGUUUUAGUACCCCUGGUGAGAGAGAAGUUAGAAUAAAACCCUUUUUCUCCUUUUUUAUACUAUUUUCAAGACAAUUUUUUCUCAUUUUUCAGUUGCAAUACUCAUUCUACAAACAACUUCAGAAAAAAUUAACUUUUUUCACUGAGUUUUGAAAGUAGGCCGCCAAUUCCCACGAACAUGUGACAAAUUUUGAUUGAACAGAUUAAAUAAAAUGAAAGGACGUGUUUCCCUAAUGAAACAUUGAAUAUUCCAAGCAUUCGCUUGUCCCAUUGGCGAAUAGUGAAACUAGAGAAAUUUUUCAACUGCCUGCACACCACGUAGAAUGUUUACGAUAUCUCAUUAUAUUUUCAAUGUAGGACUUCAAACUUUCAAUCUGAUAGUACUAUCGAAUAUUUUGAAACAUUUCCAAUAUUAUUUCGAAUAAUAUUUUCAAAAGCCUUCAUGGUCCAAAAAUCAUAAAUCCUAAGUCAUGAAUAGAUAAAGUAAGAUUGAAUAAUAUGUGAUUGUAUGUUUGAACGAGACGUACAAUCUGAAUGCGAAAUACAACAGAAAAUGUGGUUGAGUGUAAGAGUAGCUCACACUAAACAUCACCAUAUUAAAUAAAGGCAAUUUAUCAUUAUCAUUAGUAAUGUUAUUAUCAUUAUUUCUUUCAAUAAUGUAUUCAGCCUAUUUCACUUUGAAUGACCUCGUUUAUCAACAAGGACUAUACAUAACACGAAAUAUCGUUCAAUGCAAUAGACACCAAUGAAAUGGAAAACUAAUGACUUUUUUGAACUCCACAUUGUCUGCUCACUUUAUAUGCAAGUUUAGGUAUUAGGUUUUUUUGAUAUCAUAUUCUUUUAUUGUUUCCAACAUUCGAUACUACCAUUGGUCUGUUACUAUAUUUGUGAAAUUGUCUAGAUAAAGUUGGGUAUCACAGAAUUCUCAGAUAAAUUCCUAAUAUACUUUACUUAAGACUUAAAUAUAAUUAUCAGUCUUUCAUCAAGUUUUUGACUUGUAUUCGUAAUUUUCUAGAAAAAAUGUAUUCGGUUCACAUGAGAUGUCCAUCUUUAUUUUACCAAUAUUCGCUUGCCUUUUUAUAGUUUUUGUAUGAAAUUAUAAAUUAAAGUAAUAAUUAUUAUAUUUGGAAACAAAAACCAAGAAUGAAUUAAAAAUUAAUUUUAUAAAAAAUAUGCUAUUUGUUAAACAUUUAAAUAUAUUGGAAAUGGAACCUUUUUCAUUCUUCUAUGUUGUAUAUACUUUCUUGUGGAAAUUUUAAAAUAAACCUAUAACAAAUUA